Molecule: messenger RNA, 2680 nt
Organism: Amaranthus tricolor (Joseph's coat)
Lineage: Eukaryota; Viridiplantae; Streptophyta; Magnoliopsida; Caryophyllales; Amaranthaceae
Exons: 6
Coding region: 1634-2194 (186 amino acids)
Biological process (GO): maturation of SSU-rRNA from tricistronic rRNA transcript (SSU-rRNA, 5.8S rRNA, LSU-rRNA)
Cellular component (GO): nucleolus
Source: RefSeq, a predicted model, not a curated record
GUCUCAUACAAGAAUUUGUGUAAUUAAAAAUGAUACGGAAGAAAAAACCCUAAAUUUUGCCCUAGAAAGAUUUCAGAAUUCAGGGAAAAGUUUUCAGAAGAAAAAAGCCCUACACUUUGCUGCUUCAUCUUCUCUCUGAUCGACAUUCGACUCCAUUGCUGCUUUAAGCCGAUUCGCCAGCUGCUCGGCUGCUCCAGAACUUAGGGUUUGAAAUUUGAAGGAAAUUCCUAGAGAGAUACAGUUUCGUCUGCCAUUGCCAUAUCCAUGAAAUCCAUCAGACACUGAGGUUCUUGAUCUAGCUGGGUAGUUUUGAGAUAAUGCAUUUUUCUCCAAGGAUUGAUUUUGAUAUUGAUUUUGGAGUCUGCCGAAUUCCACUGCUUACCAAGUUUUUUUUGUUCUUCCUUCCCAAAAUAAAACUAUUUCUGUUCAAUUGUUCUAAAUUUGUUUGAUUGCUUUGGCUUAUGUUAAACAUUGUUUGUUGUUUCUACAAUUGUCCAUCAAACCUUUUUUAAUUAAGUUAGGGUUUUUGCCUGGUACAAUUUCAUAUUGUUCAUCCCCAACACCUAUAUUGACUACUCCGAGAGUAACAUGCCACUAUCUACGCCUGAUGUGGGGGGCUAUGGCAAAGCCUGUGUCAUCCUUAAGGCUUGGGGGCCGGGCAACCCUUGGCCAUGAGUCCCGUUAAAAUGGAAAUUUUUUGUCCAUUCAUUCUCCCCAUCAUAGUCAUCUAGGAAAAAGUAUGUGACACCUUUCGAUAAGGAAACCACUAUAGUUACACAUUGACAAAGUUGCUCUCUAUGUUUAUCCAUUGCAAAUUAUCAUCCCCUUGUUCAUUGCAAAAGGUGUAUGUGGUAGAGUUGAAUGUUUGAAUUACUGGGUGCAAUUGUAUUUGGUUGCAAUCGAAAAUAGGAAGCAUUCAACUUUAUCAUAAAUGAUAAUUAUAUAUUUGCUUAAGUUUGGAAUAAAAGAGUCCUAUUACAAAUCGAAACAAAUAUAAGGAUUCUAAUUUUUAUCGAUUAAAGCUUAUUUUUACCGAUGAAAGAUUGAUAUAUACUUUAAUUAGUACUAAACUUCAUUGAUUAAAACUGGUUUUUUAUUAGAUGAACUAACAUUUUUGUGAUAUGUUGAUCGGAAAUUUGUACUCACUCAGUCUCAUUGAGAAUGCAACAUUUGAAUUUCCAAUGCGUGAAUUUUAAAAAAUUUGUUGCAAUCAGUGGGACAAUGGAAUUAUCUUAGAGUUGGGAUUAAAAAUAUUGGGUUUAAAUAAAAUUUGGGCCACGCGGGGACCUAUUGACAUUUGACAUCCUUAUUACUUAUCUUUUUAGCCCCCUUUUCUUUAAUCGAAGCUCCCUAGCUCUUCACCUUUCGCCAUAAAAAGCUUCUUUUUCUUUCUACUCAUCUCAAUCUCAAAUUUCAUCAUUAACAAUUUUUAUUAUCUGAUGAGAAGAGAAUAACAAGAUUACCUAGUAAUUUAUUGUUAAAUUUACUUUUUAUUUGUUGUAAUUAUGUGUUAGCGGCAAUUUGUUUUUUUCCAAAAACAAGAUCAAAUUCUUGAAGUUGAGAAUCAUUCAUCUGCUUUUUUGUAUUACAGUGAUUUUAGGGCGGAAUAGUUUACAUUGGUAACCAAUCAAAGAUGAAAAUGGGUGGAAAGAAAGGAGGUGGGAAAGGAGGAGGCGGAGGAUAUAGUUCUUCCAAGAGUGGUUUGGAAUUAAAUGGCAUUCCUUUGGAUUACCGCUCAAUCAUGAAAGAAGUUGAACAUCUUGGCUCCACAAGUAUGACAUGGAAAGAAAAAAAGGAUUUGCAGAAUAAGAAGGUUGUUUCUUUGGGCGGAAAGGCUCCUAAGCAGCAGAGACGACCUCUAAGUGUAGCACGGCUAAUGAUGAAGAAUCAAAAGAAAAGAGAAGAGAAGAUGUUACAACAUGAGCUGCUAAUUGGACAAUGUGGGGAAAAUUUACUUAAGAGGGCAAAAAAACCUGAAGAGAAGCGCAAGCCUGCAGGCUCGAUACUGAAAUCAAGUGAAGGACGUUUUCGAAAUGGAGUUCUUGAUGUCAAACAUUUACUAAAAGCUGCUCCUCUGCCCAGGGAUGAUGAUCGUGGUCCUCCUAUGGCUAGGGCUAUUGGCAGCAGAGGGAAGAAAAAGAAGGGUGGUAAAAAGAAGGGUGGCAAGAGGAAAGGUGGUGGAAAGCGCCACUAAGCAGAUUGCAGGUUAUUGACGAGGGAGAAAAACAUUGUGCAUUGUAAAGGACAUACAUCCUGAGAAGAAACCAACAAGAUUUGGGUGAGAAAACUACGUUAUAACAUGCUCGGAAAUCUUCAUGCCUGUUUUAUGCUAAGAUGCAAAAAUAUUACUACAUGUUCAAUGCUUUGCUCCAAAUUUUAUUUAUGGCUUAGGUUGUGAACUUGAGCCAUUGAUGAAUGAAUAACAGUUUCAGCUGCUGUGUUUAUUGUUGAGUCGAUGGUUACUUUCUGCCAGUUAUUAGCAUUGUAAAACUCGUAAAAAUCAGUACAAAGUAGUGGUGUUCUCUACUCUUGUCCUUUUUAUGCAUCUCAAAACUUUUAUUUCACAUUGAUUCAUAAUAUUGUAUCGUAUAGCUCACCAUUUUAUCCGACUAUGUAAUUCAUGUUCUGCUAUUAUCGGAAAACUGAUCAAUACUAUUACUGCCCUGCUUGCCCCUGUGUA